ACUUAUGCGGACCUCACCCUGCAUCCUCUCACGGCCCCAUAUUCCUUCGUUUGCCUACCUCCGUCUUCAUCCUCCUCCCUUGUCAUCUCCGUCAACAUCCUUCAGCGGCCACUCUGCUUCACCAGAGAAGCUUCUCCGCCAACGUUACUGAUUAAGCAGAGUUCACCCCUUGUCAUCUCCGACGAACCCGGCUGAUCCAGUCAAAUCUCGAGUCCGGCAAUCUUUUUCCUCAUUCCGAUCUUCAUCAGCUCGUCGGCGUCUCGGACUUUGGUGUCGUACACCGAGUGGUAGGACUCCAGCGAGGGGAAUUUCUCUCGUAAUUGGCUGAUCCACGAACCACGAUCUAUCUUGCUCCCGGAACACCGUCUGACCGCCGUGGUUGAGCGAGUUCCACAUCAAGCUGUCGUGGCCGAGGCCAAAGACGAGGACGUUGCAGGGCGAUUUUUUCUGAAGAACUCGAGCUGACACUGGAAUUUCCCUGGUCAAACUCCCUCAAACCAUUCUUUUACUGCCAAGUCUCCCCCGUUGGUUCAUAGUGCAUAUCCGCCCCCUUUACAAGCCUCGUUCCAAACAACAAGCUCCACAACAUCAGAGCAACAAUGGUAGCCACAGAGGCCAGUACCAGUGGUAGUGGCUCCCCAGAACUGAGAAACAUCAGCCACCAAGUGAUCACCGGCCGCUGGUUCAUGGUCUUCGCCUCUCUGCUAAUCAUGGCCGUCUCUGGCGCUACGUAUAUGUUCGGUUCAUACUCAAACGACAUCAAGACCUCGUUAAGCUACGACCAGACCACUCUCAACUUGCUCAGUUUCUUCAAAGACUUGGGUGCCAAUGUGGGCGUCUUGCCCGGACUCAUUAACGAGAUCACUCCUCCUUGGGUGGUCCUUUCCAUUGGAGCCGUCAUGAAUUUCUUCGGCUACUUCAUGAUCUGGCUCGCCGUCACCGGUCGUAUCGCUAAGCCCCAAGUCUGGCAAAUGUGUCUCUACAUCUGCAUUGGCGCUAAUUCCCAGACUUUUUCCAAUACCGGUGCUUUAGUCACGUGCGUUAAGAACUUCCCCGGAAGCCGUGGCAGCGUUUUGGGGCUUCUUAAGGGUUACGUUGGGCUCAGUGGCGCCAUUAUAACUCAGCUUUACCAUGCCGUCUAUGUUGACGACUCCAAAUCUCUCAUAUUGUUCAUUGCUUGGAUUCCUGCCGCUGUCUCCAUCUUUUUCCUCCCAACAAUUCGGAUAUUGAACAACACUCGACAGCCUAAUGAGCUCAGAGUUUUUUAUAAUCUUCUUUAUAUCUCACUCGGCCUUGCAGGGUUCCUUAUGGGAUUGAUCAUCGUACAGAACCAGCUGAGCUUUACGAGGAUUGACUAUGUGUCUGAUGGCAUCGUGGUUCUGUCCUUACUUUUUCUCCCACUGGCCGUAGUUUUCAGAGAAGAACUGCACCUCUGGAGAGCCAAAAAACAAGGCUUGAUCGGUACUUCUGAAGUGGCAGUCGUCGCUGAAGCUCCGCCUCCAAUGACGGAAUCAACUCAGCCACAGCUAGAAUCUUCCACCAAUACCACAAAGCCAGAGAAGGAAAGCUCUUGUCUGGACAACGUUUUUAAACCACCCAACAGGGGAGAGGACUAUACCAUAUUGCAAGCUCUGUUCAGCAUUGACAUGCUAGUUCUGUUCACGGCAGCAACCUUCAGUAUCGGUGGAAGUUUGACUGCUAUUGACAACUUGGGACAAAUUGCAAAAUCCUUGGGAUACCCGAGCAAGAGUACCUCCACCUUUGUGUCCUUGGUGAGCAUAUGGAACUAUCUGGGACGAGUAGUCGCUGGUUUCGUCUCCGAAAUCUUCUUGACCAAAUACAAAUUCCCUCGUCCCUUGAUGCUCUCUCUAAUUAUACUACUGUCAUGUGUGGGGCAUCUUCUAAUUGCCUUUGGCGUCCCCAAUUCUCUCUACUUUUCUUCCGUGAUUGCCGGGUUUUGCUUCGGAGCACAAUGGCCGUUGAUAUUCGCCAUCAUAUCUGAGAUAUUCGGCCUCAAGUAUUACUCCACUCUGCUCAAUAUGGGGGCAAUGGCCAGCCCUCUGGGAGCUUACAUACUGAACGUGAAGGUGACAGGUUAUUUUUACGACAAGGAGGCGUUGAAACAGUUGCAGGCAAAGGGACCUAAAAUGGAAGCAGGGGAAGACUUAACUUGCAUAGGAGUUCACUGCUAUAAGAUGGCCUUUCUCAUAAUCACAGCAUCGGCGGUUAUAGGGUGCUUGAUUUCUUUGAUAUUGGUAAUCAGGACCAGAAAAUUCUACAAAGGCGACAUGUACAGCAAGUACAGAGUUGAAGCACAGCCUGGGACGGCCACUCCCAGAAGUGGCACUGUUUCGACCGAGACAGAAUCAUUGUUGGGACAUUUUCAAAAUAAAAGAUGCGUCGAUUGAAAAAUGGAAUCAUUGUAAAUUAAGGUGUUUUUAUAGAAAGUUAUGUACAAUGUUAGACCAAAAGUCGCCGAGAUCAUGUCUUCGUCAUAAUUUUAAGGCACUUUCACAAAAAGUUAUGUACAUGGUUACAGCGAAAGUCAGUGAGAUCAUGUCGAUUGUUUUUGUUUGUCUGUGUUAGGUGUGAAUGAAUGAAUUCCAGUUUCUAUUUAAAAAAA
Molecule: messenger RNA, 2623 nt
Organism: Neltuma alba
Lineage: Eukaryota; Viridiplantae; Streptophyta; Magnoliopsida; Fabales; Fabaceae
Product: protein NUCLEAR FUSION DEFECTIVE 4-like
Exons: 2
Coding region: 600-2408 (602 amino acids)
Cellular component (GO): membrane
Source: RefSeq, a predicted model, not a curated record